AUGGACUCGGGAAUAGAUCACGAACACGGUCACGGCCGGAGAACCAUCUUCGCCGUGACCCUGCUCAUGGUGGUGCUGUCUGCCGGCUCUGUUGGGCUUCGGCUGGCUUCACGACUGUAUAUGCGGCAGGCCGUGAGGGUUCGUGAUUAUUUGAUCGUUUUGGCAUGGAUUUGUGCAUUCGGCCUUUCGUUCUCGAUAUUAUACGGAACGACCAAAGGGCUGGGUUUGAGGAUGCAGUAUAUAGCUACAGCGCAGCGGCUGGACUUGAAGAAGGCGAUAUAUGCGUUUUCCGUCUUUUACAACCCUACGUUGAUGUUGAUCAAAACAUCGAUACUCUUAUUCUACCUUGACAGUAUAGCUGAUGUCCGCGCCUUUCGCUGGGCUACCUAUGCUACCCUGUUCGUCGUCAACGCUGGUGGCAUCGCUAUGCUCUUCCUUAGCAUAUAUCGCUGUCGACCUAUGCGGUCCGGCUUCAUGUAUCCUCCAACGCCAGACAAUGCGAAAUGCACCAGCCUCGUCGACCUGUACCUGGCCUCCGUCCCUAUCAACCUCGUGACGGACUGUGCUAUUCUUGCCUUGCCCUUGCCUGUCAUCUCACGGAUGAGUCUGCCGUUCAAAAAGCGUACGGCACUCUACCUCAUCUUUGCCGCUGGCGUGUUGACUACCGUCGUGACUAUCAUGCGCACGGCAAUGUUACAGCAUGCCUACGUUUCGCGAGAUCGGGUUCAAACCGCUGCGUCCUGGGACGGAAUUGAUGAGGAUGCAUUCCCAUGGCAUGCAUCGGAAGCAAUCCUGUGGUCGGUUAUUGAAGUGAAUGUUGGCAUCGUUUGUGCUUGUGUUCCUGCCAUGAAAACAUUACUUGCUGAACUUCUUCCACAGUCAUUAGGGGGCGCGAACACUUCCAAAUGGCGCAAAGACAUCAAGGAGAAAUCUCCGAUGAGGGGUGACAGCAUACUGGUCGGACGAGACUCUUUGACACCACCGCCUCUCGCCAUCAAUGGAGAGAGGCGAUCAUGCAGCCCUGACUCGACCUACAGCGAUAUGGAUGUCCAGCCUGGUUUCAGGGAAGCAAGGGCUAGGAAAAGCAACUCGCACAGCCUAAGGAAAGGAUGCACGGCUCGUGGGUGCGGCAAACCCAGACGAACGAAGAGCAUGCUGGAGUUGACGAACAAGGAAGCGCUCCCAUUUUUGACCGCCAUAAUCUUCCUAUUAUUCCUCUGGGGUUUCGCAUACGGCUUACUCAACACCGUCAACUUUCACUUCUUAAUCGAGGCAAAGACGAGCUAUGCCAACGUUAUCGGUCUGCAUGCUGCUUAUUUCGGAGGUUACCUCAUCGGACCGGUGAUUGGAGGCUUGAUGCUAAAAAAGACAACUUUCAAACUAACAUUCAUCGUCGGACUGUGUCUAUAUGCCUGUGGCAUUUUAAUAUCCUGGACGUCUGCAGUGCUGGCGUCGUUCCCGACCUAUGUCUUUUCGAACGUGGUCAUCGGUACUGGCAUGGCCAUUGUUCAGACCAGCUCCCACCCUUUCCUUGCUCUUUGUGGACCACAAGAGUAUGCGGAAAUGCGCUUGAAUAUCGCGCUCGGCUUCCAGUCGAUCGGUAGUGUGAUAUCAUCAAUAUUGGCGAAGAAGGCGUUUUCCCCAAAAGAAAUCAACGCCGAGGAUCUUGUACAGAUGAAGUGGGCUUACUUCGCAAUGGCACUCCUUCACAUCAUGCUAGCUAUUGCAAUGCACUACCUCUCUCUUCCAGAGGCAAACGAUAACCAGCUCGCCGACCUCGCACGCCAGCGACAAAUGGCCAACUCGACUAAGCUCCAUGACAUUCGGGUUGUAUGGAUCACCCUAGCACUGGCCGUGUUUGCUCAAUUCUUGUUCAUCGGUGGCCAAGAGGGUAUCAAUGUGCAUUUCAGAAAACUGGCCAGGCAGACAAGAAUAAAGAAUGUUACAUCUUUUGAAUCCCAGGCAAUAGGGUUUGCACUCUUUGCCCUCGGUCGGUUUGUAACGGUUGCUAUGCAACUAAUUGCGAAACCACGCACAAUUCUUCAGAUUCUAUACAUGGGCCUCAUUGCCUGUACGAUAGUUUGCGUGACCGUACACGGCAGAAGCGCCAUGAUCGGUGCUCUAGGCACAUACGCGUUCGGAAGUGGCAUAUACGGCCUGACUUUCGCAAUCGCCCUACGUGGAAUGGGCCACCACACCAAAUCAGCAGCUGCAUGGUUAACCUUUGCAGUAUCUGGCGGCGCAGUCUUUGCUUGCGUCCAGCGCGCAGUCGCUAUAAAUCGCGGUGUUCAAUUCUCGUUUGUUGUUCCCGCUAUACUCUUCGGCAUAUGUUUGGUAUUCCCGAUCUACCUAAACGUCUUCCCCGCCGCACAGAGACAUACCGAUCCCACAUUGAAAAAUCAUCGUUCAAGGGGUGGUACAGUCGCAGGACCGUUGCUCGACAUGUAUAUCGUCACCUAUGCAGACGCCAAAGCCUUCGAAAGGCCAUCACCGUGGACUAAUGCAUAG
This is a messenger RNA of Arthroderma uncinatum, 2508 nucleotides long. RefSeq lists its product as uncharacterized. The record is from RefSeq and is a predicted model, not a curated record. The coding region runs from base 1 to 2508 and encodes 835 amino acids. Lineage: Eukaryota; Fungi; Ascomycota; Eurotiomycetes; Onygenales; Arthrodermataceae. The transcript is spliced from 6 exons. Gene Ontology annotation, molecular function: transmembrane transporter activity. Gene Ontology annotation, biological process: transmembrane transport.